GAUUUCUCCAACUCUCAAUCUGCCACAAAGCAUCGAAAACCCUCGAAUCCAGAAAUCCACCCUUAAUACACAGUCAAGCACGAAAUAAACACCUUCCAGCUCUGCAGUUACAAAUAUAGCCAAUAUGGCGACCUUCUUAGAACAGUCGUACAGCUUGGUACAUCAGGACAAUGCAGCAGAUGUACCUUCAAUGUCAGAUUUGAGGACGCAGUUGGAGAAAGGGACAGAUGAGAGUAAAGUCGAAACUAUGAAGCGCAUUCUCACAGUUAUGCUGAAUGGAGAUCCGAUGCCUCAAUUACUCAUGCAUAUCAUUCGAUUUGUUAUGCCUUCGAAGUAUAAGCCAUUGAAGAAGCUUCUUUACUUUUACUACGAAAUAUGCCCAAAGUUGGAUGCCAGUGGGAAACUCAAGCAGGAAAUGAUCUUGGUUUGCAAUGGUAUAAGAAAUGAUCUCCAACAUCCCAACGAAUAUAUCAGAGGAAACACAUUGCGAUUCUUGUGUAAGCUCCGCGAAUCAGAACUUAUCGAACCUUGUCUCGCCCCAACUAAAGCAUGCCUUGAGCACCGUCAUGCAUACGUCCGUAAGAACGCAGUUUUUGCUGUGGCUUCUAUCUUCCAACACUCUGAGAGUUUGAUCCCAGAUGCCCCUGAAUUGAUAGCCGCAUUUCUGGAGACAGAGAGUGAUCAUACCUGCAAGCGCAAUGCUUUCGCUGCAUUGGUUAGCAUCAGCCACGACAAAGCUUUGGCAUAUCUCAGUAGUGUCUUUGAUGGCAUUCCAAAUGCAGACGAGCUGCUACAACUUGUGGAGCUGGAGUUCAUAAGAAAGGAUGCGGUUCAGAAUUCACAGAACAAGGCACGAUAUUUACGACUCAUCUUCGACCUUUUGGAAGCCGGCGCUUCUACCGUCGUUUAUGAAGCUGCUUCAUCUCUCACAGCAUUGACUAAUAACCCGGUAGCGGUGAAGGCGGCAGCCUCGAAGUUUAUUGAACUUAGUAUCAAGGAGGCCGACAACAAUGUUAAAUUAAUUGUGCUCGAUAAGGUGGACUUGUUAAGACAGAAGAAUGAGGGAGUUCUGGACGAUUUAACCAUGGAGAUUCUGCGCGUUUUAUCAAGCACCGACAUCGAUGUACGAAAGAAGGCUUUGGAUCUAGCUUUGGAGAUGGUUUCUAGCAAGAAUGUCGAGGAUGUUGUCCUACUCUUGAAGAAGGAGUUGUCGAAGACUGUCGACCAGGAAUACGAGAAGAAUGCCGAAUACCGACAGCUUCUGAUUCACUCCAUACAUCAAUGCGCAAUUAAAUUCUCAGAAGUCGCUGAAAGCGUUGUUGAUCUCCUCAUGGACUUCAUCGCCGAUUUCAAUAACACAUCAGCCGUUGAUGUUAUUUCCUUUGUUAAGGAGGUGGUCGAGAAAUUCCCCAAACUUCGACCAUCCAUAGUUGAGCGUUUAGUGUCAACUUUAAGCGAGGUUCGGGCCGGAAAAGUUUACAGGGGAGCUCUCUGGAUCGUUGGAGAAUACUCUCUAGAGGCCAAUGAUAUUAGAGAUGCUUGGAGGCGUAUAAGAGCUAGCUUGGGCGAAAUUCCUAUCUUAGCUUCUGAACAACGUCUCCUCGAUGAAGCAACGGAUGGGCAAGAGCCAAAAGAGCCAGAACAGACCAACGGACAUUCCAAAGCAGCCCCAACAGGCUCAAGGAGAGUCCUUGCAGAUGGUACCUAUGCCACUGAAAGCGCUCUCACAAGUCAAUCUGCUGUUACAGCCAAAUUGGAGGCUGUCAAAGCUGCUCAAAAACCACCUCUUCGUCAACUUAUCCUCGACGGAGAUUAUUAUCUAGCUUCUGUUCUUUCUUCUACCCUUACAAAACUUGUCAUGCGCCACUCUGAAAUCUCAUCUGAUACUGCCAGGACUAAUGCCUUACGCGCUGAGGCCAUGUUGAUCAUGAUUUCAAUCAUUCGUGUAGGACAAUCGCAAUUUGUCAAAGCACCAAUUGACGAGGACUCAGUGGACAGAAUUAUGUCUUGUGUUAGAUCACUUGCCGAGGUAGCCCAGAAUAAGCAACUCGAAAGCGCGUUCUUACAGGACACCAGAAAAGCAUUCCGAGACAUGGUUCAAGUAGAGGAGAAGAAGCGAGCAGCUAAGGAAGCAGUAGAGAAAGCUAAAUCCGCUGUUCAAGUUGAUGAUGUAGUCUCCAUCAGACAGCUUGCAAAGAAGAACACGAUAGAUGGUGCAGAUGAGAUUGAACUAGACCUUGAAAAGGCGACUGGAGGAGAUUCCUCAGUGGAAGAUCUUUCAUCAAAACUUAGCCGAGUCGUGCAACUAACUGGUUUCUCUGAUCCGGUCUAUGCUGAGGCAUACGUUACAGUACAUCAAUUUGAUAUCGUUCUAGAUGUUCUUCUAGUAAACCAAACAACAGAGACUCUUCAGAAUUUGUCUGUCGAAUUUGCAACACUUGGAGAUCUCAAGGUUGUAGAGAAGCCAACUACUCAAAAUCUUGGCCCACACGAUUUCCAAAACGUACAAGCUACCAUCAAGGUUUCCUCGACAGACACUGGAGUAAUCUUUGGAAAUGUCAUUUAUGAUGGCGCAAGCUCAACCGAGAAUAAUGUGGUCAUCUUGAACGAUGUGCAUGUCGAUAUCAUGGAUUACAUCCAACCUGCUGUAUGCACAGAAACUCAAUUCCGCACAAUGUGGACAGAAUUUGAGUGGGAGAACAAGGUCAACAUCAAUUCGAAGGCCAAGACAUUACGUGAUUUCUUAGAUCAACUCAUGGCUUGCACAAAUAUGAAUUGCUUGACUCCUGAGGCUUCAUUGAAGGGCGAUUGUCAAUUUUUGAGUGCCAAUCUUUACGCACGAAGUGUUUUCGGGGAGGACGCUCUUGCUAAUCUCAGCAUUGAGAAAGAAGGUGAGGAUGGACCAGUCACUGGAUUUGUUCGUAUCAGAAGCAGGUCUCAAGGUUUAGCACUCAGCUUGGGGUCAUUAAAGGGGUUAAAUAAGGUUGUAGAGGUCGCAUAAGGAGGUGAAAAAUGAUGACGAAAUCUGUAUCAUCAGUCUAUUGCGUCCGGAUUAAUGGACGUCGGGGAACAAUUACAACUGCUAAUAAGAUGAAGAUGAAGAUGAAGAGGAAAAUAGGAAGGCACUGGAAGGCUGAAGCAGGCUCAACUAAAGGCGUCAAUCUAGUUCAAGUCGUGUUGUGUUACAUGAAAGCCUGCCUUUUAUUUUGGUCGUUGAAAUGAUGAUGAUUGGGGAAUUUUGCGCAAAAAAAGCACAAACAGGAGUUUUAUCUAGAACCAGAGAGGCAUUACUCGAUUAGCA
This is a messenger RNA of Botrytis cinerea B05.10, 3301 nucleotides long. It is a transcript of the gene Bcsec26, whose product is annotated as Bcsec26. Bases 125 to 3001 code for a protein of 958 amino acids. Gene Ontology annotation, cellular component: COPI vesicle coat; cytoplasm. NCBI's taxonomy places the organism in Eukaryota, Fungi, Ascomycota, Leotiomycetes, Helotiales, Sclerotiniaceae. Gene Ontology annotation, molecular function: structural molecule activity. The record is from RefSeq and is a predicted model, not a curated record. The transcript is spliced from 4 exons. Gene Ontology annotation, biological process: endoplasmic reticulum to Golgi vesicle-mediated transport; intracellular protein transport; intra-Golgi vesicle-mediated transport.